AUGCCAGUACCACCAUUUCUCAAGCAGCCAUUACCUAUGUAUGUGGUAGCCGAACAGUACUGGGAUUUAAAGGCGUAUCCUACGCAAUACGUCUUCUCUCUUCUAGCACUAAUUUCAGACGAUAGGCUAGAAAGAGAUAAGUGUAGGGAGCUCAGCUCUGCAGAGGGCCAGGAGGAAUGGUUAACUUAUUGUAGACGACCUAAACGAACUAUUUUAGAGGUUUUACACGAUUUUCACAAAUCGGCUUCAAAAUUGACCAUUGAGGUGUUAUUUGAAUUGUUUUCCACAAUCAAACCUCGGUCCUUCUCUAUCGCCAGUAGCUGUUUGCCUUCACAAGGAAGAAACAUCGAGUUAUUAGUUGCUGUAGUGAAAUAUCAAACGAAAAUAAAGAAACACCGAUUGGGCUUGGGGUCCAAUUGGCUGAAAAGUCUAAACAUUGGGGACAAAGUGUAUGGUUGGAUAAAGAAAGGAGUAUUUAGAUUUCCUGCUGCUAAUAUUCCAUUAAUCCUAGUCGGUCCGGGCACCGGUUUAGCGCCCUUCCGAAAUCUCAUACAAGAGAGGGUAGCUCUCAAUAUAGCUGACAAACAUAUUUUACACCUCUUCUUCGGAUGCCGGUACAGAGACGGAGACUACCACUGUCGCGACGAGUUGGAGGCGUGGGAGAGAGAUAGAAACGUGACGUUGUAUUGCGCCUUUUCUAGGGACCAAGAGAAUAAGAUAUAUGUCCAACACAAAAUAGCAGAAAAUAGAGAGCAACUACACAACCUAAUCAUCAAUCAAGGGGCGUACGUAUUUAUAUCUGGCAACUCGAAAAAUAUGCCCAAGAACGUAAGGGACACGUUCGUCGAAGACGUCCUGAAAAGCGUUGACAAUGCGGAUGGUUUUAUGCAAAGUAUGAUAAAUACUGGGAGAUUCCAAACGGAGACCUGGUAG
Molecule: messenger RNA, 933 nt
Organism: Leptosia nina
Lineage: Eukaryota; Metazoa; Arthropoda; Insecta; Lepidoptera; Pieridae
Source: the annotation of a GenBank genome assembly